Molecule: messenger RNA, 1674 nt
Organism: Phytophthora sojae
Lineage: Eukaryota; Oomycota; Peronosporomycetes; Peronosporales; Peronosporaceae
Exons: 2
Coding region: 1-1674 (557 amino acids)
Biological process (GO): inositol catabolic process
Cellular component (GO): cytoplasm
Molecular function (GO): iron ion binding; inositol oxygenase activity; acyltransferase activity, transferring groups other than amino-acyl groups
Source: RefSeq, a predicted model, not a curated record
AUGGAGAGUGUGUCGCUAUCGCUGUCCCCGCCGCUGGGGGCCUGCGCGCCCGUGACGGAGGCACUGCCCGCGCCCGCCGCGCGCUUCCGGCUGCAGUUCACCGGCGACCGGCGCUCCAAGGAGCUGCGCUGGGUGCUCUUCGCCUCCACUCAGCGCGGCGCCGUGGGGAAGCUCAUCUUCACGUUGGAGAAGAACAACACAGCCCACGUCAAGUCUGUGGUGGUGAACAAGGAGUUCCGUGGCCUGGGGCUGGCGCGCGUGCUGUAUCUAGCGACCCUCGCCACGCUGGAGGAGAAGCAGGUUAGGGCGCUCUAUUUGGAGGCUGAGGAGGACGCGAAACGCCACGACCGAUUGGUGGGUCUCUAUCGCGGUUGGGGUUUUGCCGAAAUUGCCGACGCUAAAGUGCUCUUCCUCUACAACGGCAACGAGUGUCUACGUAAAGUGCCGAUGGUGUCGGAGUUCCAGAAAAACACUUUUUUCCCCGUGCGACCGAAAGAAAGCACUUGGUUCUGCAUGAUGGCGUUGCAGACCCCGGACGGCACGUGCCUUGUAGCGGGGGAGGACGGCAACAUUGAAGUGAGCUCAAAGGGAAACAAUGGGUGCAUGUGGCAGACCCUUUUAGGUGCAACAGGGGAGGUUUUCCUGCGCAGUGUGCAUGGCAAAUUUCUGUGCGUGGAGGAGGACGGGACCAUUCUGGCCGACCGACCCUUAAAUUCCACGUGGGAGACGUUCCAAGUUGUGCCGCACCAUGCCGAAAGUGCAGCACAAGUUGCUGGAGGUGUUGCACUUCGCAGUUUCCACGGGAGUUAUCUGUGCAUUGAUCCAUUGGAGAAACAGGUGCAAGUCUCGGACCACCCCGUGCCAUGGGAUGGAGGGGAGAUCAUGUCGUUGGUCUGCAACAAGGCGGACCCGCACCCUCUUUUCGUGAAAAUCAUGAGGAAGUACCAGACCGCUGCGUUCGUAAAGACCCAAGUGACGAAGUAUGGGGAUUUGGGUCAUGCUCGGAUGUCGGUGCCCGAAGCGUGCAAGUGCGUGAUGGAGCUGACGGGAGAUGCGGAGAGGCAGAAUAGCUGGGUGAUCAAGUACAUGCUGGCCACUGCCGCUGCUGUGAAGGACGACGGACACCCGGACUGGCUGCAACUCGCAGUGUUCCUGCGAGCGUUGGGCAUGCUCUUCUUGUGCUGGACGGACGACGACAACGCCGUGUUGCGCAGUAUUUCGGCGCAGGAGUGGAUGACCAAGAACUCGACGUGGGUCGUUGGCGAACCUAUUCCCAGCUCGAUCGAGUUCCCCGAGCUGAACGAGCUGAAUUUGGACCACUCCAAUGCUGAGAAAGGUGGUGGUGGUGCGGCGGGCCACUGCGGACUGGAGAACGUGGUGCUGCCCUGGACCCCGGACGAGUAUCUGCACCGCGUGCUGUCUCGUAACAAGACGGCGCUGCCUGCAGAAGCGCUGGACGUCGUGCGCUUCUGGUCCUUCAAGACCUGGUACGAGCAGGACAACUACGAUGAUCUGUGUGCGCCUCAGGACAUGGACACCAAGGAGUGGAUCAGCUCGCUCGGCAGAGCGGCGUGUGUGUCAGACGAUGCCGUGCAGAAGAUCAGCGUUGAGGGCGAGCUUCCGUACUACCUUGGGCUCGUGGAGAAGUAUCUCCCGGAAGCGCUGCGGUGGUGA